Durusdinium trenchii is the source of this 378-nucleotide messenger RNA. The record is from the annotation of a GenBank genome assembly. Lineage: Eukaryota; Dinophyceae; Suessiales; Symbiodiniaceae.
AUGAGCUCGAACGUCCGCUGGGAUGGUCGCUAUUGCCGGUUGAAUGGCUUCCUGGAGACCCAGGUGCUCCAGCUACACCGCAACUUCACUGCUUUACAGCAGCACGCGGAUGAGCUUUGUCGAACCAAGUAUGCCAAGCAUGGCAUUGAGCGGCUUUCCUUCCUGGACAUGCUGCAGCUUUCCAAGCAAGAGGACAGCAAUGCUCCUAGCCUGGAAGAGGCGGAGAUGAUGGCUGCCUGGAAUUGCGCGAUGGGAGAUCUCGGCUGCGACAUGGCGAUGUGUGCUUAUUCCUUUUGCAAGCAGGGUGACAGUCACACCGCGCUCUAUGGUGAAUGCCCAGGUUGGACUCCGGUCGAGGGCAUGCCAGACGGCGGGUAG